Molecule: messenger RNA, 2003 nt
Organism: Pocillopora damicornis (cauliflower coral)
Lineage: Eukaryota; Metazoa; Cnidaria; Anthozoa; Scleractinia; Pocilloporidae
Product: XK-related protein 6
Cellular component (GO): membrane
Source: RefSeq, a predicted model, not a curated record
AUCGUGUGCUUUACUCAGAGGAUAACUGGAAUGUACAAGCUUAACAAAUUUUAUUGUUAAACGCUGUAGUAUGAGCGGUGUGUUUGGACUUCGUCAUGUAGACUUUGAACUAUCUCAAAUUGACUCAGGAAAUCGAAAUUUCAGCGAUCAAAUUUGCCAAAACUGUACUUAAACUUUCUUCUCGAAUCAUUCUUAAGAUAAUCCAAGGAGGAAUUUGUUUCACCGAGGUCUGAAAGCUGUAUUGAAAUAGGAAUUUUUUGAGAAUAAAAUGGUUGAAUCUGUCGAUGCCAGGUCAAAAACAUGUUGCCGCGAACUUUUUAAACGAGUUGCAGACCGUCGACCCCAUUUUACGGAGGUGGAUCCUGAAGCGGAAUUUUGGCAACAGAGGGGACAGUGCAGCCGAUUUGGCCUGGUGACCCCUUUAUUUGCAGCCUUGAUGUUCCUUGUCGAUGUUGUUAUGGACUGCGAAAUGGCUGCAACGCACUACAGAGAGGGGAACCACAAAUGGGCAGCAUAUACGCUGGCCGUAGUCAUAUUUUCGCUGGUUUUUAUUGAGGUCUUGUCAGCCAUAUUUUACCGUGACGAUCAAACAAAUGAAGGAAAAAGUUCGUGGCUGGAAUAUUUCCAAUUACAAGUGAAGCCUUGGUUUUAUGCUGUCCAUUUGAUCUUUUGCGGUCGUUUUCUACGAUUGUUUCAGAUACUCAAGACUGUGCGUUUCAUAAGAAGAAUUUCUACGCCGCAUAAAGAAAAUAGUGAGUUGUAUCGGUUGUAUAUAUCCCAACAAGUAGACACAAGUACAUUGAGCGUUGUGGAAGCGUUUACCGAAGAAGCACCCCAGGUUGCCCUACAGAUGUACAUCCUGGUUCAGAAAUCAAAUUUGGACUGGACAUCUUUUGCGGAUUGGUUUAUUUUAGUGAACAUCAUCAAGUCUUUAAGUUUCUUCUCUUUUAAUCUGCUCAAUUUUGGCAGAAUGUUACGCUUAGGAAGAGAAGAGAGCCAAUUAUUGGAACUCUUCAGCUUUGCCUCUCUUUUUCACUUCGCUUGGCGUUUGUCUAUGGUUGCUUCUCGUAUCCUGGCUUUGGUGCUUUUCGCUUCUCUUUACCAAGCCUGGGUUUUCGCCGUCGUUUGUGUCCAUUUGUUGUUCUCCUACAUGCUUUUACGUGGACAGCCAAAUGUUUACUUCGAAGAAGGAUGGGUAUACGACAAAAUUCUCAGAUUUGCGUUUGCUUUCGUAAACGUGUUUUGUUUCUUUCCAUUGGCGGGCAAAGACACUCGAAAGUGGGGAGGCCCUUAUUAUAUGGUGACGUUCAUCGAAAACUCCAUCUUAGUGUUGAUGUGGUAUUUCUAUAGCGACCGGAAGCAUUCUUAUAAGGUGAUGAUGUUGAUAGCAGAGUGGGGCUUAUUUUUUUUUGGUCAGCUCUCCUUAUUAGUUUAUUACGGUGUUUUUCAUCCCUCCUUAAAAGACCAAAACGAUGCUGGUUCCUGUCGCAUUAUUUCCUCUCUUCCAAUCGAAUUACGACCCCCCGAGAAAGUUGUACCGGGUCAAGAGAAAGAAAAUGGACAAAAUGUUACUCAACAGUAUGAAAGUAACGUUUGAAUUCUCUUUGACACUGAAGUGGGCGGAAUAUUAUAGCACUUUUUAUCUUCAAAGGGUGUUCUAAAUUUCUUUGUUCUGAUGAUAUGCUGGCGCACAGAAACAAACCAACUAUCAGAAUAUAUUUUAAUGAUUCCUCAAGAACAAAAUUAAAUAUAUCAGUUAGGUCAUUUGUACCUACAAACCUGCAUCGCGCCUAGAAGCCAGGCAAACUUGCAUAAAUAACGAAAUAACUUAGAACUAGCAAAAUUUUUAGAUCUGGGUCGAUAUAUAUAAAGACACCUAUUUUUAAAAAAGGAACUUCUGCGGAGUUGUUUCAAAGACUAAUUUUUACAUGUGUGAUAUACACGGGUAAAGUCCGACCUGUAAUUACAAGAAUUUAGUAAAACAAUUUCCAUGGUGGAAUUUA